GUGCCUGUAAGGUGCUAUGAAACAGAAGUGCUUUCUGAAUCUCUGUCUGUGGAGGAGCCCUGAGAGGGGUGGGACAGAGAUGGCAUCCUGGCUCUCUGAGGCACCUGCUCUUCUCUGAACCACACAGUAGUCAAGAGCCUAACAGGGAUAGCUUCAGCAGCACUUCAGAGGGUGUUCUCUAAGUAAGAACAUGAAGCUCAAGAGAACUGCCUACCUUCUCUUCCUGUACCUCAGCUCCUCACUGCUCCUCUGCAUAAAGAAUUCAUUUUGCAAUAAAAACAAUACCAGGUGUCUCUCAGGUUCUUGCCAAAACAAUUCUACGUGCAAGCAUUUUCCACAAGACAACAAUUGUUGCUUAGACACAGCCAAUAAUUUGGACAAAGACUGUGAAGAUCUGAAAGACCCUUGCUUCUCCAGUCCCUGCCAAGGAAUUGCCACUUGUGUGAAAAUCCCAGGGGAAGGGAGCUUCCUGUGUCAGUGUCCUCCUGGGUACAGCGGGCUGAACUGUGAAACUGCCACCAAUUCCUGUGGAGGGAACCUCUGCCAACAUGGAGGCACCUGCCGUAAAGACCCUGAGCACCCUGUCUGUGUCUGCCCUCCUGGAUAUGCUGGAAGGUUCUGUGAGAGGGAUCACAAUGAGUGUGCUUCUAGCCCUUGCCACAAUGGGGCUAUGUGCCAGGAUGGAAUCAAUGGCUACUCCUGCUUCUGUGUGCCUGGAUACCAAGGCAGGCAUUGUGACUUGGAAGUGGAUGAAUGUAUUUCUGAUCCCUGCAAGAAUGAGGCUGUGUGCCUCAAUGAGAUAGGAAGAUACACUUGUGUCUGUCCUCAAGAGUUUUCUGGCGUGAACUGUGAGUUGGAAAUUGAUGAAUGCAGAUCCCAGCCUUGUCUCCAUGGUGCCACGUGUCAGGACGCUCCAGGGGGUUACUCCUGUGACUGUGCACCUGGAUUCCUUGGAGACCACUGUGAACUCAGCGUUAAUGAAUGUGAAAGUCAGCCAUGUCUCCAUGGAGGUCUAUGUGUAGAUGGAAGAAACAGUUACCACUGUGACUGCACGGGCAGUGGAUUCACAGGGAUGCACUGUGAGUCCUUGAUUCCUCUUUGUUGGUCAAAGCCUUGUCACAAUGACGCAACAUGUGAAGACACUGUUGACAGCUAUAUUUGUCACUGCUGGCCUGGAAUUCACUGUGAAGAAGACAUUGAUGAAUGUUUACUGUACCCUUGCCUAAAUGGUGGUACUUGUGAGAACCUGCCUGGGAAUUAUGCCUGUCACUGUCCCUUUGAUGACACUUCUAGGACAUUUUAUGGAGGAGAAAACUGCUCUGAAAUUCUCCUGGGCUGCACUCAUCACCAGUGUCUGAACAAUGGAAAAUGUAUCCCUCAUUUCCAAAAUGGCCAGCAUGGAUUCACUUGCCAGUGUCCUUCUGGCUAUGCUGGGCCGCUGUGUGAAACUGUCACCACACUUUCAUUUGGGAACAAUGGCUUCCUAUGGGUCACAAGUGGCUCCCAUACAGGCAUAGGGUCAGAAUGUAACAUAUCCUUGAGGUUUCAGACUGUUCAACCAAACGCACUUCUCCUCAUCCGAGGCAACAAGGAUAUGUCUAUGAAGCUGGAGUUGCUGAAUGGUUGUGUUCAUUUAUCAAUUGAAGUCUGGAAUCAGUUAAAGGUGCUCCUGUAUAUUUCUCACAACACCAGUGAUGGAGAAUGGCAUUUCGUGGAGGUAACAAUCGCAGAAACUCUAACCCUUGCCCUAGUUGGCGGCUUCUGCAAGGAGAAGUGCACCACCAAGUCUUCUGUUCCAGUUGAGAAUCAUCAAUCAAUAUGUGCUUUGCAGGACUCUUUUUUGGGUGGCUUACCAAUGGGGACAGCCAGCAACAGUGUGUCUGUGCUUAACAUCUAUAAUGUGCCGUCCACACCUUCCUUUGUAGGCUGUCUCCAAGAUAUUAGAUUUGAUUUGAGUCACAUUACUCUGGAGAACGUUUCAUCUGGCCUGUCAUCAAAUGUUAAAGCAGGCUGCCUGGGAAAGGACUGGUGUGAAAGUCAACCCUGUCAAAACAGAGGACGCUGCAUCAACUUGUGGCAGGGUUAUCAGUGUGAAUGUGACAGGCCCUAUACAGGCUCCAACUGCCUGAAAGAGUCUGUAGCGGGAAGAUUUGGCCAAGAUGACUCCACCGGAUAUGCAGCCUUUAGUGUUAAUGAUGAUUAUGGGCAGAACUUCAGUCUUUCAAUGUUUGUCCGAACACGUCAACCCCUGGGUUUACUUCUGGCUUUGGAAAAUAGUACUUACCAGUAUGUCAGUGUCUGGCUAGAGCACGGCAGCCUAGCACUGCAGACUCCAGGCUCUCCCAAGUUCAUGGUAAAAUUUUUUCUCAGUGAUGGAAAUGUUCACUUAAUAUCUUUGAGAAUCAAACCAAAUGAAAUUGAACUGUAUCAGUCUUCACAAAACCUAGGAUUCAUUUCUGUUCCUGCAUGGAAAAUUCAAAGAGGAGAUGUCAUCUUCAUUGGUGGCCUACCUGACAGAGAGAAGACUGAAGUUUAUGGUGGCUUCUUCAAAGGCUGUGUUCAAGAUGUCAGAUUAAACAACCAGAAUCUGGAAUUCUUUCCCAAUUCAACAAACAAUGCAUACCAUGACCCAAUUCUUGUCAAUGUGACUCAAGGCUGUCCCGGAGACAACACAUGUAAGUCCAACCCCUGUCAUAAUGGAGGUGUCUGCCACUCCCUGUGGGAUGACUUCUCCUGCUCCUGCCCUACAAACACAGCGGGGAGAGCCUGCGAGCAAGUUCAGUGGUGUCAACUCAGCCCAUGUCCUCCCACUGCAGAGUGCCAGCUGCUCCCUCAAGGGUUUGAAUGUAUUGCAAAUGCUGUUUUCAGCGGAUUAAGCAGAGAAAUGCUGUUCAGAAGCAAUGGGAAUAUUACCAGAGAACUCACCAAUAUCACAUUUGGUUUCAGAACACAUGAUACAAAUGUGAUGAUAUUGCAUGCAGAAAAAGAACCAGAGUUUCUUAAUAUUAGCAUUCAAGAUGCCAGAUUACUCUUUCAAUUGCGAAGUGGCAACAGCUUUUAUACGCUGCAUCUGAUGGGUUCCCAAUUGGUGAAUGAUGGCACAUGGCACCAAGUGACUUUCUCCAUGAUAGACCCAGUGGCCCAGACCUCCCGGUGGCAAAUGGAGAUGAACGACCAGACACCCUUUGUGAUAAGUGCAGUUGCUACUGGAAGCCUGAACUUUUUGAAGGACAAUACAGACAUCUAUGUGGGUGACCAAUCUGUUGACAAUCCGAAAGGCCUGCAGGGCUGUCUGAGCACAAUAGAGAUUGGAGGCAUAUAUCUUUCUUACUUUGAAAAUCUUCAUGGUUUCCCUGGUAAGCCUCAGGAAGAGCAAUUUCUCAAAGUUUCUACAAAUAUGGUACUUACUGGCUGUUUGCCAUCAAAUGCCUGCCACUCCAGCCCCUGUUUGCAUGGAGGAAACUGUGAAGACAGCUACAGUUCUUAUCGGUGUGCCUGUCUCUCGGGAUGGUCAGGGACACACUGUGAAAUCAACAUUGAUGAGUGCUUUUCUAGUCCCUGUAUCCAUGGCAACUGCUCUGAUGGAGUUGCAGCCUACCACUGCAGGUGUGAGCCUGGAUACACUGGUGUGAACUGUGAGGUGGAUGUAGACAAUUGCAAGAGUCAUCAGUGUGCAAAUGGGGCCACCUGUGUUCCUGGAGCUCAUGGCUACUCUUGCCUCUGCUUUGGAAAUUUUACCGGGAGAUUUUGCAGACACAGCAGAUUACCCUCAACAGUCUGUGGGAAUGAGAAGAGAAACUUCACUUGCUACAAUGGAGGCAGCUGCUCCGUGUUCCAGGAGGACUGGCAAUGUGUGUGCUGGCCAGGUUUCACUGGAGAGUGGUGUGAAGAGGACAUCAACGAGUGUGCCUCCAAUCCCUGCAUCAACGGAGGACUGUGCAGGGACUUGGUCAACAGGUUCCUGUGCAUCUGUGAUGUGGCCUUCGCUGGCGAGCGCUGUGAGCUGGACGUAAGCGGCCUUUCCUUUUAUGUGUCCCUCUUACUGUGGCAAAAUCUCUUUCAGCUCCUGUCCUAUCUCGUACUGCGCAUGAAUGAUGAGCCAGUUGUAGAGUGGGGGGCACAGGAAAAUGAUUAAUGUGCACGGGAGCAUUCACAAGUGUAAAACAUUGACUUGCAAGAAACAUCUUGUCUCAGUGUAGGUCUCUAGGAAAGACAAUGGGAACAUUAGGGAAUAGACUCCAUCUAGAGCACUGGUUCUCAGUCUUCCUAAUGCUGUGACCCUUUAGUACAGCUCUUCCUGUUGUAGUGAUCGCAACCAUAACAUUAUUUUCAUUGCUACUUCAUAACUGUAAUCCUUCUACUGCUGUGAAUCAUAAUGGAAAUAUUUAUGUUUUCUGAUGGUCUUAAGCAACACCUCUGAAAAAGUCAUUGAUGCCCCAAAGGGGCCGUGAUCCACAGGUUGAGAAAUGCUCUUCUGGAAGCUAACCAUGCAUUUAAGUAUACCUCUAGUAGUUUGGGUCUAUAGAAGAUAUUUUCCUAUUCUACAUUUUUAGACACACCAGAAGAGGGCAUCUGAUCCCAUUAAAGAUGAUAGGGAGCCCCCAUGUGGUUCCUGAGAACUGUACUCAGGCCCUUUGGAAGAGCAAUCAGUGCUCUUUCCAGCCCCUAAGAAUAUUUUUAAUACAGCCAGAAAGGUCUCAUUACCCAGUGUACUGAGCCCUAAGGCACUUUCAUCCUCAACCGUUCCAUGUUGAAUUGUUUUCAUUACAUUUAGAAAAUGUUUUCUCUCCACUCUACCUUUACAUGUUCCUAUUUUCCUAUUGACAGUUUGCCCCCUUCACUGUGAUUCUAAUUUGGUGUGGUCCUUCUUCUCAUCAGUUUAUAUGUGACAUGAACAUUUAAAAAUAUCUAUGAAUAUUUUAUAGGCACGUGUGUCUUUCUGCAAAGCUAUUCAAAUGAACUAUGGACAGUUCUUUUCUAUACGAAGAAGAGAUGAGUUUAAUCCCCAGUAAUGUGAGAAAAAGAUGAGUGAGGGACAGUGCUCACAGUAUCCCUCACCAGCAUCAUUUGUGAUUCCAUGGGCCAUUCUUUCCACCAGCAAAUAGCAGAGUGCCCUUUCCCUAUUCAUUUCUCUUACACUCCCCCCUUUUCUGUUACAACUGAACACUUUACAUUAGCUACUCCUUUGUAGGGGGCUUGGCUUUUCCACCAUUUUCCCUGGUUCACUAUUUAUGCUAAGUAUCUGUGCAGGGCGGGUAUAUCAGUCCAACAGAGGUGUCAUUAGUGUUCAUUGAGGACGAAAUACUUUGCAUGAAUUCAUGACACCAUUGAAGUGUCAUAGCAGUGGCCAGAAAGAUACCCUUCUGCGAAUGUGUCUGUGUCUUCAGAAGCUGCCCUGGUUAGAAAACAUGUGGGUCACUUUUCCUUUGCAUGUUACCAGGGCUCACUGAGUCAUGAUUGUUUUAAGCCAGAGCUUUUGCUGUGGCAAUGACCAAGGUGAAUCCAGAGGUGCAGAUCAGACAAAGGACAAGACAAUGUACUAUCUGAGUAAAACCCUGCCUUGACUUACUCCUCAGUUCUUAGACUUUACAUAACAACCUCCACCCUGUGGCAACCCUUUCACACUAGCAGUGCUGCUGAGAUCUGCCCUUCCUUCUCAUCAUCUUCCUCACAUCCAAAGCAUUGUGUCCACACUGCUGUUUCAGAUAACUGUUUCUAAAGUGGGAUUGUUGUAGCCAAAAAGGUAGGGAAAAUGUUCCCCAAAAUAUUUGCAUUCUUAAGUAUGUGAAGUAAGUAGAUUAUAUCAGAGACAAUAUGUAAGGUUUCAGGUUCACCCCCUUCUACACAUAUCUUCAAUGUGUAUUUGCAGAACAUUCUGAAUGUGACAAACUCCCAACAGAAUAUAUUUAAGGAGUAUUUAUCCACAGUAUCAUUCUCUGUCCAGUUCUAGUGCUUCUACUGUCACUGCAAUUGUCAAUUGUUUUUCUGCUUUCCAACUGUCUUAUUAUCAUUUAAUAGCAUCUUGCUAAAUGUCCUCCUUCUAUUCUCCUUAUUUCUCCAUAGUUCAAGUGUGUCUGUGUGACUAAGGAUUCUCCUCAUUUUCACAGAAAAAUAAAAUCUUUUCUUCU
Mus caroli (Ryukyu mouse) is the source of this 6128-nucleotide messenger RNA. The record is from RefSeq and is a predicted model, not a curated record. NCBI's taxonomy places the organism in Eukaryota, Metazoa, Chordata, Mammalia, Rodentia, Muridae.